AUGGGGGAAUCGCCGCGCACACGUAGAAGACAGUUACGCUGUGCGACUGGGUUGCUCGGCCGCCGCAACUUCACUGACCUAAAAUGUCGCGGGAUCGCCGAGUUUUUUCCGCCUGUCUUCAGCAGUGCGUGCGUCGCUGGCCAACAGCAGCAUGCGUGUGUCUCUUUCCUUCCUCAUUCAUGCGGCCGAGCGGUGUUGAGCGAGUUCACACGAAACGGAUGUGGCGUGGUUCGCAUCUGCCUAUACGGAACAGACGGUCAGCAGGGUUAUUUCACAACACGCGGAUGCCGACGUGGACGGAAGAAAGAAUCCGAAGAUAAGCUCAUCAAGAAAAACUCCGAUGAGACGAUUCCGUCCCGGACCAGACCAAAACGCACACGACACUCGUCAACUUCGGAUCAGAUCUUCUCCCAGAGAUUGCACCUGUCGAAAUCCCUGGAUCAUCUCAGUGAUAAAAUUGCCAAGAAUCGGCUUUCCCAGGAGAUCAAUUCCCUGGACCUUGGGCAGCUUGAUCGGUGGUUCCACUCGGCGACGCACAAGCUUCUCACGCACUCGCCCGUGGAUGCGCCACCGGAAAGCAUCGUCCAUCGUCGCCUUGCCCUCGUCCAAAGCAGAGUGAGAAGGUACAAGGUCGCAGGACUUCGCAAUAUUGCCAAAGGGAAGAUUGCAGUACUUUUUCUGGCUGGUGGAAGAGCCACACGAAUGAAUGGCGGAGCAGAAGUUGAACCGACGGCUCUGCUAAAUCCUGGUUUGCCAUCUGGCAAAACUUUACUGCAAUUGGCUUUUCAGCGCGUCUUCAAAAUUGCCGAAUUGGCUGGAGAUGAGCUGAAUUUUGAUCAGCCGCCGCAUAUUCAGGCUUUGGUGAUGACCAGUCCUUUCACCCAUUCCAAAAUCGUUGAAUACUUGGGGCGGAAUUCAAAUUUCAAAGUUGUCAAAACCGAGAUUUUCCAACAAAGUAUUCAGCCGGCAUUCGACGUGGAUGGCAGAAUUCUUUUCGAAUCUCCGUCGUCGUUGUCCUAUUUCCCGAAUGGGACAGGUGGACUCGUGCAGGCUCUUUCGGAACAAGGCAUCAUUCAGCGACUGAAAGAAGACGGGGUUGUAUCAGUGCAUGUUGUUGAUCCAACAAACAUUGCGUGUAAGCCAUGUGAUCCGUCCUUUGUGGGCUUUGCUGCUGCAACCAGAGCUGACUUUUGUGCUAAGGUUGUUCCUCGCAUUCUUCCCGAUGAAGAAGACCUUGGCAUUCUUGCCAUUUCUCUCGAAGGAACAGCGGAAAUCGUUCCACCGGAAGAACUGCCGGCGACAGUACGCCAACUGCGUGGCAAUGAUGCUAAUUCCUCGGGUUUUGAACUUCCCUAUGGAGCCCUCGUUGACGCACUGAAGCUAUUGGAAAAGGUAGCAAAUCUUGGAAGAGAAGCUUUGCCCACUCAUGCCGUUCUCAAGCACCUCACGAAGCGCCAAAUGCGUUUCGGGAAGAAAAGCACCGCUUCGAGAGGUCACGACUCUGUUGACCCACUCUCUCCAAACGCUGUCGUCCUGGAAAGGAAUAUCUGGGAUGUCGUUCAUUGGAGCAAAAGGCCCCGUUUCUGGGAAGUCGAUCGGGCCGAGGAAUAUGCGGCGAUUCGUCGACAGGAUGAGAACCAGGAAACCAGUUCACUGAGUACCCCGUCGACUGCUCGUAGUAUCUUGUACUCGGUACAUCGACGUCAGAUUUUGGCCUCAUCUGGGUCACUGGUUGACUCUCUGGGUCGGCGUUUGUCGGAUUCGAAUAACGCGAAUCAACGGGUUGAGCCCGCGGUUGAAAUUUCCCCCUUAGUAUCAUACGAAGGAGAAAAUCUGGGUCGGAUAGUGAAACAUCAGACAAUCAGAGUUCCCUGUUUGCUGGAGUCGUCAUCAGAGUUGAACGAGGCUCGACAAGUUUCAUCAGAAGGCGUUUUUCCCGGGUUUAAACCGAAUUUUCUUGGUGGCGAAUAUUCCUCUGCUUUGACCUCUGACACGACAAUCGCUGCUUAUUCAGCUAGCGUCGAACCGAUUUCCAUUCCUGACGCGAAAUUCAGGGCUCAAAGGGCAUGGGAACGCUAUGAUCCUGACCCCGACAUUCGCACAGACUACGAGUCCUCAUCGUCAGUGCUGAGCCCGGAAAUUACUUCAGCUCAGUCGGAACACAAAUCUUCGCCUCACGACACAGCCAGUCUGAUUUACCGUAUGAGGAAGCGACUUUCAGCGAAACCCGAAACUCUGGCCAGAACCAUUCCUAAAAACACCUUCAGUCGGCAGAAACCACGAGAUGAUCCACUGCUCAAAACCAUUCUCGACGCCGUAGCAGCAGCAGAAACGCGACGGCCGCAGAAAUUCAUCCGCCGGAGCGUGAUGACAGCAGCAGAUUUGCAGGAAAACGUGGACCAGAACCCACCGAAAUCCCCGGCAGAAGACAAUUCCGUCAAUACGCCAGAACAGACCGCAAAGUCGCAGCAGUGGAAAGAAACCACAGUAACCAGCAUGGGGAUUCUGCUGCAGCAAAACGAAACUCCGGUCCAGUUCGCAAGCGGGAAACCCGUUGAAGACAUUGUUGUGCAACCCGGGAAUCAAAAGGCGAAUCAUUAUUUUUCACUCGCUGACGACGUUUCCUCAACUUCGGAUGCUGACGAUAAUGAUGGUGACGACGGACGAGAGAAAUCUGGACGCGUGAUGAACCCGGAUCCCGACGAACUGCAGAACAUCUCGAAAGAAAACGAGUCGAAACCAGCACCGAGACCAAAAAGUCUCGAAACGUCUGACCACCAGCAGUUACUGAUUGAAAUCGGCAAUCGCAAAACGAUCAAAUCUCAGCCAGGAAAUCUCGGAAAGCGUGUGGUCAUCGUGAUGGGGGCUGGUGGGGCGGGGCGUGGUGGCGGCGGUGGCGGCGAGUGUGAGGCGAGGAAAAGGCGCGCAGCAAACCACAGGAGCGCUGCGCAACACUUGCGUAAUAACCCACUCUAA
Messenger RNA from Notodromas monacha, 2976 nucleotides. Lineage: Eukaryota; Metazoa; Arthropoda; Ostracoda; Podocopida; Cyprididae. The record is from the annotation of a GenBank genome assembly.